AUGGCAGAAAAGGGCCCUCAGCUCACGCCGGUCGGGGAGCAAUCCCUGCCGGCAAAAUGUAAAGCCACCACCCUGGCGUACUGUCCCUCGAUGGACCUUAUCGCACUGGCGACCGACGACGAGGAGCUGCGCGUAUUCCGCUUGAAUGGACAGCAUGUCUUCGGUGGUUCGUUUGGAGGUGACCCCUACCUAGGUGAUGAUGAGGAAGACGGGGAGGUGAGAGCACUGGCGUGGAAGGGUAAUGGUCGUCUUCUCGCUGUCGCCUGUGGAGAUGGGUCUCUGCGCAUCCUCAGUGCUUACAGCGGAAAGACAGUUCAUCAUUACCCGGCACACCAUAAACCAAGCGAGGAGUUCUCCUCCUCUGACCAGCAACCAGCUCCAAAGGUGACAUGUAUAGGCUGGGGCAUGAACUUCACCGAUAGUAAAGCUGCCCAGAAGCAUCUCCAAGACUCCGCUGGCCAGGUCUCUGUGGAUGACCUAUUGACUCCAGGAAUUCAUCCGUCCAAAGCAGCGGCUCUGCUGAAAGCUGACCUACCACGGGAGCUGGCAUUGCUUGACAUCGAAAGCUCAUUGCCUAAGUUGAGCACAUUGCCCGCAACGGGGGCGGAAGAUGAUCUCUUCAGCUCACGCGCCUCCAUCGAUGCUAUAUUCCACACUUACGCAAAAGAUGCCAGCGACUCGGUGGACGUUCUCUUCAUUGGCUUCGAUGAUGGGAGUGUUCACCUGCGCAUCUUCGAUUGUUUCGAGAUCGGCUCGUUUCCCGUGAGUACCUCGACACCACAAGCGAAAUCGUGUCAUAUUCUUUGCCAUGCCUCUCACCCUUUGAGUUCAACACAUGCUCUGGUCGUAUCGACCACGACAGGGGACUCUUCAUCACCGCUAAGCAUUGUCACCCUUGACUUGCGCUUCAUCACGAAGUCUGGGCGAUAUCUUUCUCUCCUUGCGUCGAAGACGACCCAGCUUCAGAACUUGCUUCGGUACAUUGGACAAGUUCAGCGUCAGAUUGAAAUGGAGUGGAAGAAUGCUCAAGAAUUACCCGCGCGUUUCUUGCGAAGUGUGAACCAGGAUCUUCAGGAUCAGUGCCAAUGUGAUUUCGUGACCGCUAUCUACCACUUGGUUGUUACUGGACAUUGCUUUGAGCCGAUGAAGGAGUUUUUAGUGGAUAUUGUUGGAGACAGAGGUCACAAACGAUGGGAUAAAGCUGUUGCCGGAGGCUACGAGAAUAUCCGCCGGUUGACACAUGAAUGCCUUCUCCCAGCAUUGGAGCGAUGCCAGGUCCUCCUUAGCCGGCUGGUAGGACUGUCAAAAUUCCACAAACUCAGCGAUGUGCUCGGAUUGGACACACAAAAGUUGAAUGGCAUUGUCGAGACCUUAGAUUGUCUGCACCUUCUCGCCCAUCGCAUCCUCAACCACGCCAACGAAGAGCUAGUUCAGUUUUCCGCAUUCUCGCGGUGGCUUCGCCAUGAGAUUGAAAUCCUCAACAGUGAACCCCUGUCGCAAACAUUGGAAGAGAACCUCGAAAAGCGAGAGCUGUUCGAAGUCCCGCCCACGGUGAACUACAUCACGGGUGCGCUGCAGAAAAGCGCCCUGCGGAACUUCAUCCGCCAACUACCUAUGAUUGGUGUACCCAUGAUGCCAACCCCAUCAACAGAUAAAUGGCUUCCAGAUGGGCACGAUCGCUCAUUCUACGAUGAAUUCAGAUUACUCCUUCAGCAGCAGCGUAAAGCACAAAACGAAGGAGGCGAUGGGACAAGUGUUGAUACCCCUAAACUGAAUGACUUGACAAUGCGACUUGGUAUCCAGUUUGAGAAGGUCUUUGCGGAAAUCGCAUUGACGCAACGGAGAGGCAUUCUGCAUCGGUCACCGCUUACAUUGCAUUCGGACUGCGAUCCGAAUGUUCUUGAUUUGAAGAUUCGCUACGAAGAUUCCGAGGAGAAACGCCCUUGUUCUAUCUACACUGCUAGCCGAUCAGGCAGUUCCAAAGAGUCAUUCUACAUCUACCGCACGAUUCUCGACUCCGUCAAUGGUGUCAGUUCCACUCGCAGCACAUCUGUCGCAGCCAUUUCGCUCCAACAGGGUGAGAUUCGACAACUGCAGUUUGUCGAUGAUGAUACAAUCAUAGUACUGUGGUAUAAUGAGGAAUGUGCCUACUUGCUCAGCUUUUCCUUCCAAGCUAAAUCUGGAAAGGCGGACUCCCCCGCGCUUGGACUCGAUUAUGUCGAGUGUGAAACCUCCCCCGCUACUUCCAAGCCACCGGUUCACGCCGCUCAAUUUGAGCUGUCUUCUCUGAUAGAUACCGGCAUUAUCAAACAUAUUUUUGCGCCGUCUGGUCCCAAGGCAAGGCCAGUAUGGCUAGAUGUUAAUGGGCGGCAGGGCCGGCGGGCAGUUUGUGUGCUUUAUGGAGAUGGGAUGCGAUAUGACGUGUUGGAUUUGGAUGUUACAGUUGAGGAGUGGGAGGAAGAAGAGGAGGAAGGGGGAGAGGAAGCUACUGAGAGCUGA
Messenger RNA from Penicillium waksmanii, 2499 nucleotides. RefSeq lists its product as uncharacterized. NCBI's taxonomy places the organism in Eukaryota, Fungi, Ascomycota, Eurotiomycetes, Eurotiales, Aspergillaceae. The transcript has 4 exons. Gene Ontology annotation, cellular component: nuclear periphery; anaphase-promoting complex. The record is from RefSeq and is a predicted model, not a curated record. Gene Ontology annotation, biological process: anaphase-promoting complex-dependent catabolic process; protein K11-linked ubiquitination; positive regulation of mitotic metaphase/anaphase transition. The coding region runs from base 1 to 2499 and encodes 832 amino acids. Gene Ontology annotation, molecular function: protein binding.